This is a messenger RNA of Rubroshorea leprosula, 2814 nucleotides long. The record is from the annotation of a GenBank genome assembly. NCBI's taxonomy places the organism in Eukaryota, Viridiplantae, Streptophyta, Magnoliopsida, Malvales, Dipterocarpaceae.
ACGAUUGGACGAAUUGGAAUGGAGUGAGGCCCAGAUGAGCUCAUAGUGUGGUGGGGAUAGCAACAUCCAAACACUCCCUAAAAUGCCAAAACCCAGAAACAAGAGGAGGAAUGGACAGAGUCUGGUAACCAUGGCCUGACAAUCCAACACACCCCUGCAAAAAUGGAGACUCACGCUAUUUCCAUUCCCCUCGCGAAAUUCUCCUCUCUCCCUCGCCGCAGACGGAAAUUCGGUCGAAUCAACUCGUUCAAUUUCAGAACCUCCAUCUUCACUCCAGUACUUCGCUCCAAACCCUUCUCUCCUCUCCAAAUCCGCUGCCUCUCCAUCUCCGACCACCAUCACCACCACCACCACCACCAUGACGAUCAUAACCACCACGAUAAUCAUAAUCACGACGAUCAUCAUGAUCAACAUCACCACCACCACCAUGAUUACGAUUCCGCUGAGCUAACUGGACCGCAGAGGGCAGUGAUCGGUUUCGCGAAAGCCGUAGGAUGGUUGGAUUUGGCCAAUUUUUUGAGGGAGCACUUGCAGCUCUGCUGUUGCGCCACCGCUCUGUUUCUGGCUGCAGGAGUUUGUCCUUACUUGGUCCCCAAACCGGCCGUCAAGCCUCUUCAGAAUUCUUUCAUUUUCGUUGCUUUUCCCCUAGUUGGGGUCUCGGCCUCUCUUGAUGCAAUUACUGAUAUUGCUGGCGGCAAAGUGAACAUUCAUGUAUUGAUGGCGCUUGCAGCAUUUGCAUCUAUUUUCAUGGGGAACUCAUUGGAAGGAGGUUUACUUCUUGCAAUGUUCAACCUCGCUCAUAUUGCUGAGGAGUUUUUCACUAGUCGUUCAAUGGUGGAUGUCAAGGAGUUGAAGGAGAAUAAUCCUGAUUCUGCACUUGUGCUAAAUGUUAAUGAUGAUAAUUUGCCAAAUUUUUCCGAUUUGUCCUACAAAAGUGUUCCCGUGCAUGAUGUAGAAGUGGGAUCCUACAUUUUGGUUGGCGCUGGUGAGGCUGUACCUGUGGAUUGUGAAGUCUGUCAAGGUAGUGCCACAAUAACCAUAGAGCACUUGACUGGGGAAGUCAAACCAUUAGAGGCAAAAGUUGGAGACAAGAUUCCUGGUGGAGCUAGGAAUUUGGAUGGUAGAAUGAUUGUUAAGGCCACAAAGAUGUGGAAAGAGUCAACUCUUAGCAGGAUUGUUCAGUUGACUGAAGAAGCACAAUUGAAUAAACCAAAGCUUCAGAGGUGGCUGGAUGAAUUUGGUGAACGUUACAGCAAAGUGGUUGUAGUUUUGUCAGUCACAAUUGCCCUCAUUGGACCAUUUCUUUUUAAGUGGCCAUACGUUGGCACACCAGUCUGCAGAGGAUCAAUCUACAGAGCAUUGGGACUAAUGGUGGCUGCAUCACCAUGUGCCUUGGCAGUAGCUCCAUUAGCAUACGCUAUUGCUAUUAGUUCAUGUGCAAGAAAGGGUAUAUUGCUUAAGGGUGGGCAAGUGCUUGACGCCCUAGCUUCAUGCCACACUAUUGCAUUUGAUAAAACUGGGACACUGACUACUGGGGGACUUACAUUCAAAGCAAUUGAACCAAUUUAUGGGCAUUGGAUUGGAAACAAGAAAACAAGUUUCUCCUCCUGUUGCAUUCCCAGUUGUGAAAAAGAAGCUCUUGCUGUAGCAGCUGCCAUGGAGAAGGGUACAACUCAUCCUAUUGGAAGAGCAGUAGUAGACCACAGCGUAGGGAAAGACCUUCCUUCUGUUUCAGUUGAAAGCUUUGAGUAUUUUCCUGGUAGAGGUCUUAUUGCUACUCUUAAUAGCACUGAGUCAGGAACUGGAGGCGGUAAAAUGUUGAAGGCAUCACUUGGUUCUGUAGACUUCAUCACUUCACAAUGUAGGUCUGAGGAUGAGUCAAAAAAAAUCCAGGAGGCUGUUAACGCUUCUUCUUAUGGGAGUAACUUUGUUCAUGCUGCCCUUUCUGUUAAUGAAAAGGUAACAUUGAUUCACCUUGAAGAUAGGCCUAGACCAGGGAUUUCAGAUGUUAUUUCUGAAUUGAAAGAUCAAGCAAGACUACGUGUGAUGAUGUUAACUGGUGACCAUGAGUCGAGUGCAUGGAGGGUUGCAAAUGGGGUGGGCAUCAGUGAAGUAUACUACAAGCUGAAGCCUGAGGAUAAGCUCAACCAUGUAAAAAGAAUUUCAAGAGAUAUGGGGGGAGGACUUAUUAUGGUGGGUGAAGGCAUUAAUGAUGCACCAGCUCUGGCUGCAGCAACUGUCGGGAUUGUUCUUGCGCAACGUGCUAGUGCAACUGCUAUAGCUGUUGCAGAUGUACUGUUGUUGCGGGACAAUAUUUCUGGUGUUCCAUUCAGUAUAGCCAAGUCCCGUCAAACAACAUCACUGGUCAAGCAAAAUGUGGCCCUUGCUUUAACAUCUAUAGUUGUGGCAUCUCUUCCGUCUGUCUUGGGCUUUCUUCCCCUGUGGUUAACGGUUCUUUUACAUGAAGGAGGUACUCUUCUUGUUUGUCUCAAUUCUAUACGCGCUCUAAACGACCCAUCAUGGUCCUGGAAGCAUGAUUUAAGCCUCCUGAUCAAUAAACCGAAAUCUCGAUUAACCUCGCCAAUGAGUCAUAAUGCAAGUUCAAGCAACAUCCAAGUUGAACCUUUGUAGCUAGCUCUCUUGGUUCUAGUUCAAUCUUAUUUUUAUUUUUUAUUCUAUUUUUGUAGCAAAGAGCCUGCAAGUUCUGUUCUGUAAUUUCUGGGUAUAAAGCGGAUCGUUGCAACUUCAGUUUACACUUCGAAUAACAACUCUUCUACAUUUUGUAAAAAUCUGAAACAACCCUUUUUUUCUUUU